GACGAAGAAUAUUUGCCGCGAGUAGAACUAAGAACAAGAAUACAAACAAGUCAACAAUGGAGGAAAGAUCAGGGGAAGCACAAGCCACCUUUCCUUCCCGUCGACCCCAUGAUUAGAAUUUGCCAUCUCUCCUUCCCCCACCUCCAAAAGAAAAUUAUUUUCCCCAAUUCCAUUUUCCACACCCAUAUCUCACUUUUACCAUUCUCUCUCUCUCUCUCUCUCUCUCUCUCAUCUUUCUAUCUGGGUCCGUCCAUGGAGCUCGUAAACCCGCUUCUUCCUCCUCAUAAUGAUCAUCACGACCUCACUCCAAGACCUAUUCCCUCCACUUCGCCCUUCCCGGCGCCGGAAUCCCGGCUUGGGUUCGGCCGGACGAUGUCCACCCAGUUACCUGAUAUCGCGGAAGAAUUGUCCCUUGGCACCAGUUCUGAUACUACUUGCUCCCCCAAGGUUUAUGUGGCGGUGGGCAAAUCCUUGGAGAAAUCGGCUUCUGUGAUUCAAUGGACCUUCAAACACUUCACCGGCCAUCAAGUUUGUCUGCUUCACGUCCACCGGCCCUCUCCUCUCAUUCCGACUCUCUUGGGAAAAUUGCCAGCACAUGGAGCGAAUCCUGAAGUAGUGUUGGCGCAUAGAAGGGAGGAGAAGCGGCUGAUGAGGCAGCUUUUGGAGCGCUACCUGGCUAUUUUCCGUCGAGCAAAAGUUGAAGCAAGUUACAUUUCUGUUGAAUGUGAACAAGUUCAAAAGGGAAUUCUAAACUUGGUGAACCGGGAAGGCGUCCAAAAGCUUGUUAUGGGGGCUGUACCUGAGAAUUGGCUGAGGGUUAAGAAGGGCUCGACAAAGGUGGAUUAUGUAGCCAAAGAAGCUCCCAUAUGCUGUCAAAUUUGGUUUAUCAACAAAGGGAACCUUGUCUGGACGAGAGAAGCUUCGGAAGGGCCACCCCGUUUUCAGAUACCAGAGCAUGCAAAUGCUGGAAUUUCUGUGGAUCCGAGGUCCAGAUCACUUCGAUUGAGUACUAAUAAACCACCUACCAAUCCAAGAUUUAAGCGUUCUUUUUCUGGUAGUGGAAUAACAUGUGCCAGAGUCAAUAACUGGGUCCAGAGUGAUUGUCCUGAAGUACCAAUUGCAUCUACUUCUAUCAACAGAGGCUUGCCGCAUUCUCAGGCCCUUCAUUUUUCAUUCAGUCCGGCAACAAGUGGUAGUUCCGAGUCGGGGUCUGCUUCUGCUGAAACAAGGGUAUCUUCUGAUUAUGAUUCAAAGCUUGACUGGGAAAGCUUAUGUUGUCAGCUUGAGGAAAUAAACAUAGUAGCAGAACUAUCAAAGAGCACAGCAUCAGAGGAGUUGUUGAAGUGCAAAAGAUUGGAACAUGAAGCUCUUCAAGCAGUUGGCGAGGUCAAAAUCUUUCAAUCUGCACUUGCACAUGAAAUGGAACUUAGAAGAGAUGCCGAAGAUGCACUCAGGAGAACACGCGAGGAACAACAAAAAGUCUUGGAAGAGAGACGACAACUCACUAGAGAGCUCCAAAGAACAAUGAGAAAUGUUGCCCUACUCGACAGUUGUACACAUGAGGCGAAUAUUAGGCGUGAUGAAGCUGUUACAGAAUUGAGACUCGUUCAAACAUCUCUUGCUUCCUUGCUUCAGGAAAAGCAGAGAAUCCGUCGGCAAAAGAUGGAAGCUUCACAUUGGCUUGAGCGAUGGAGAAGCCAUGGCCAGACUGGGGCGGCUACAAGAUGCAAUGGUUUUCUUGGCUAUGUCGAAGAGUUGCCUGACUUGGCAGAAUUUCCAUUAACUGAUCUGCAAACUGCAACAUGUAAUUUCUCUGAAAGCUUCAAACUUGGUGGAGGAGCAUAUGGUUGUGUUUACAAGGGUGAAAUGCUGGGCAGAACUGUUGCUAUAAAGAAACUAUGUUCACAAAACGUGCAAGGCCAAUCUGAGUUUCAUAAAGAGGUUGAAGUUCUUGGAAAACUACAACAUCCUCAUCUUGUGACUUUACUUGGGGCAUGCUCGGAAGCAUGGUGUCUUAUAUAUGAAUAUCUGCCAAAUGGGAGUAUCCAGGACCACCUCGUCAGGAAUAGUAACAACAACUCAUCCUUGACAUGGGCGAUACGAACCAGGAUGAUAGCUGAAAUUGCAAGUGCCCUCUCUUUCUUGCAUUCUGCCAAACCAGAAAAGAUUGUCCAUGGUGAUCUGAGACCUCAGAACAUCUUGCUUGAUUCUGAGCUCAGUUGUAAGAUAUGUGAGUUCGGCAUCUGCAGGCUAGCAUCAGAGGACGACCUCUACAUCCCAAGUUUUCGAGGAAGAAGUACUGAGCCAAAGGGUGCUUUCCCUUACAUGGAUCCUGAGUUCCAGAGGGUCGGGGUUCUGACACCCAAAUCCGAUAUUUACUCCUUCGGUGUAAUCAUUCUGCAGCUCCUCACAGGGAGGCCUCCGGUUGGAUUGGUUAGUGAGAUGCGACGGAUGCUGUCCUGUGGCGAACUGUCCUCCAUUUUGGAUCCUUCUGCUGGAGAAUGGCCGAUGUUUGUGGCAAAACGUCUGGCCGAAUUGGCACUGCAGUUCUGUGAAUUGAACAGUGGAAACAGACCUGAGUUGUCACCUGCUCUUGUGAGGGAAUUGGAACAGCUUCAUGUCUCAGAGGAGCGGCAAGUGCCAUCUUUUUUCUUGUGCCCCAUUCUUCAGGAAAUAAUGCAUGAUCCUCAAAUUGCAGCUGAUGGAUUCACAUACGAGAGUGAAGCCAUCCGUGAAUGGCUACGAAAUGGGCACGAAACAUCUCCAAUGACCAAUCUGAAAUUAAGUCAUCUUAAUCUAACUCCUAAUCAUGCUCUCCGUCUCGCAAUCCAUGAAUGGCUCUGCAGAUCUUAAAUCUGCCUUUUUUAUUUUACUUGUAAUCUAACAUUUCUUUUGUAAUAUAACCAGGCUUCCAUUAGAUCUGUAGCUACAGAAGUCAUGGUCACUUCUCAUUGUAAAUAUGGUGAUGCACAUACAGAAGUCCUUCCCAAUUCCCAUGGCUUUGGUCUUCUAUCAUAUAGAAGGAUUGCACAUUGUAUGUGUCUAUCUUGUAUGAUCAUGUAAAAGGGUUCGAAAGCUACCCUUUUUGUCUAUUUGGAAUCACAAGCCAUUAUAGCUCAAUCAUUUGACAUUCUGGUACACAAUUCGACACACAUGUAGCAGUUCUUGAGAGUGUUGCUAGUAUUGGGAGACGGAAAGCAAUCAAUCCACUGAAGGUUU
Molecule: messenger RNA, 3219 nt
Organism: Linum trigynum
Lineage: Eukaryota; Viridiplantae; Streptophyta; Magnoliopsida; Malpighiales; Linaceae
Source: the annotation of a GenBank genome assembly